AUGAAAAGCGGAGAUAAAUCAACCCAAAAAGAGGGCAUGGGAUUUGGAAAUAGUGUUCUGACGAUGCGUUGUCUUAAGGUGGAAAAUAUUUCCAACGGUCGCAGAUACGAGACUUGGAGCAACAAUUGGAAAGUGAGAGUUUUCAUUGGCUGCACUGUUUGAGAAAUAAUGUUGCGCGUGGACACCGACAGACAAUGUGUCAGAUUAUUGUUUGAACGUCUAGUAGAUGGCUAUAGUCUAAUGUAACCCGGAAACACUCUUCACGCAACUUUGAUACCGAAGUUACUUUUUCGUAGCAGGUUAGGAGACUGAGGUGAAGGUUAUGAAAAGGGUUUGCGAAAAUGCUCUCCUAACUUGCUACGAAAAUCACUGUAUCGAAGUGGUGUGAAAAUAAUUUGUCCCUAAUGUAACCAGGUAGGGUAGGCAAAAAGACAACCCAUCAUAGCCAUUACGCAAACUGCACGUAACGUGCGUAAAAGAGGCAAUUAAUCAUUAAUGCAAAUCAUCAAAAUAUUUGUUAUUGAUAAAAUACUGCCCAUUAGUACGAAAUCAACCAUAAAAAUAUAAAACUCUAUCCUUUGAAUUCCAUGAUUUGAAUUCCCCCCUAUUUAAAUGGCAUCCUAUUUUCUUAACAGCUUUGCAGAUAUCAGCACAAAUGUGAUGAGUUGUAGGUGCAACACAAGGACUUCUCCUCUCAGUACUUUACUGUUGAGAAGGACAUAGCGCUCUACCAGAAGUGCUUGCUGGCCCAGAAGGAGGAUGAGCUCACAGACCUGUCAGAGCAACUGGUGGGACAGCAUCAGGCCAAGGACGCUGAGAAGGACUCCUUUGAGCUGCAGCUCAGUCAACUCCGCCAAGAGUUCCAGGAGAACAAGGACAAGCUCACCUUAGAGAACAUGGUUCCUGGUAAGAUAAAGAACCUCGAUACCACAGCAUCCCAUCCACAUGAUCCACCACCAGGCUUUUAUUUAAAUCCAGCUCCAACAUACCUGAUCCUGUGGUUUGAAUUCAAGAUUAUUAUACGUUGAUAAUUUUAUUUUAUUACUCCUCUCUCCAUCCCAAUGCAGCGGGUAAGCUGGCAGCUCCGGAGGAGUCCCGUGUGCAGAAGGAGGAGCUGAUGGCCCACCUGAAGAGCCUGGAGGAGCAGCUGAAGCAGAGACAGGAGCACCACACAGUCAACUACAGCCUAGAGAGGAAGGCCGUGCUGGACAACGACAGAUCAAUGCCAUAUGUACACUGAGUGUACAAAACAUUAAGAACACCUGCUCUUUCCAUGACAGACUGACCAGGUGAAUCCAGGUGAAAGCCAUGAUACCUUAUUGAUGUCACUUGUUAAAUCCACUUCAAUCAGUCUAGAUGAAGGGGAGGAGACAGGUUAAAGAAGGAUUGUUAAGCCUUGAGACAAUUGAGACAUGGAUUGUGUAUGUGUGCCAUUUAGAGGGUGAAUGGGCAAGACAAAAAAUGCCUUUGAAUGGGGUAUGGUAUUAGGUGCCAGGCGAACCGGUUUGUGUCACGAACUGCGACGCUGCAGUUUUUUUCACACUCAACAGUUUUGUAUCAAGAAUGGUCCACCACCCAAAGGAUAUCCAGCCAACUUGACACAACUGUGGGAAGCAUUGGAGUCAACAUGGGCCAGAAUCCCCGUGGAACGCUUUCAACUCCUUGUAGAGUCAAUGCCCCAACGAAUUGAGGCUGUUCUGAGGGCAAAAGGGACGGGGGGUGCAACUCAAUAUUAGGAAGGUGUUCGUAAUAAUUGGUAUACUUUGUGUAUAUACCCUGUAUUAUUGGGUCACUGCUGCUCAAAACCUUCCUUCUCUCUGCAUCUAAACAUAUUUUCACUCCAAACAUAUUUUUGCCAUAAAAUCAUUCAUUGACAGAAAGGGAGGGGGUCCCAUACAGCAGUAACUACAGUGGCAGCCUUUAAAAACAACAUCAAUAUAAAACGUGUAUGUUCCAACCAGGGACACUAACUCCUGCUCUCCUCCCUCCCUGUGCCCUCUAGACUAGAGUUUCCCAAACUCUGUCCUGGGGCCCUCCCCUGGGUGCAUGUUUAGUUUAUUGCCCUAGCACUACACAGCUGAUUCAAAUAACCAACUCAUCAUCACGCUUUGAUUAUUUUGAAUCUGCUGUGUAGUGCUAGGGCAAAAACCAAAACGUGCACCCAGAAGGGGCCCAGGACCGAGUUUGGGAAACCCUGCUCUAGACUAAAGAAGGAGAUGUAGCAGCACAUGGCGGCGGUGGCAGCCGAGUUCCGGCACGUGUCGGACAGGAAGAUGCCAGAGACGACCAUGAGGGCCAUCCAUGAGAAUGUGUCUGUGAUCGCUCAGCCAGCUGUCGGACAAGAGCAAGCAGCUGCUCGAGGAGAACAAGGACCUGAAAGAGAGAGAGAAACUGAUCAACAGAGAACUGGAGAACCUUGAGCCCCUGUUCAACAAGGUGACCCGCAAGAGCCUCGGCAACAAGAAGAGGUGUGGGUGUGUGUGAGAGAGAAAGUGCAUGAUUUCGGUGUAUCGACACCUCCACAUAAUGACAGGGCCUGUUUGACCGCUGACUAGUUACCUUCCUCUCUUCUAAUCUUCUCUCUUCAUCAGGUUUUCCAUCAGCUCACAAAGUGUAAGCAGAAGCAGGCUGAGCUGGAGGAGUAUGCCAGGGCUCAGGAGGAACAUCAACAACUGCAGAGAUCCAUGCCCGAAGGUUUGAUGAUUCCAUUCAGAAUUAAAAUAGACUCCAGAGUUCAAAUGUAUUAAAAAAAACCCGGAAAUAUCACAUUUACAUCAGUAUUUAGACCCUUUACUCAGUACUUUGUUGAAGCACCUUUGGCAGCGAUUACAGCCUCGAGUCUACUUGGGUAUGACACUACAAGCUUGGCACACCUGUAUUUGGGGAGUUUCUCCCAUUCUUCUCUGCAGAUCCCCUCAAGCUCUGUCAGUUGGAUGGGGAGCGUCGCUGCACAGCUAUUUUCAGGUCUCUCCAGAGAUGUUUGAUCGGGUUCAAGUCCGGGCUCUGGCUGGGCCACUCAAGGACAUUCCGAGACUUGUCCCGAAGCCACUCCUGUGUUGUCUUGGCUGUGUGCUUAGGGUGAUUGUCCUGUUGGAAGGUGAACCUUCGCCCCAGUCUGAGAUCCUGAGCGCUCUGGAGCAGGUUUUCAUCAAGGAUCUCUCUGUACUUUGCUCCGUUCAUCUUUCCCUCGAUCCUGACUAGUCUCCCCGUCCCUGCCGCUGAAAGAAAUCCCAACAGCAUGAUGCUGCCACCACCAUGCUUCACCGUAGGGAUGGUGCCAGGUUUCCUCCUGACAUGACUCUUGGCAUUAAGGCCAAAGAUUUCAAUCUUGGUUUCAUCAGACUGAGAGUCCUUUAGGUGCCUUUUGGCAAACUUUUAAUGAGGAGUCUGUCUGGCCACUCUACCAUAAAGGCCUGAUUGGUGGAGUGCUACAGAGAUGGUUGUCCUUCUGGAAGGUUCUCCCAUCUCCACAGAGGAACUCUGGAGCUCUGUCAGAGUGACCAUCGGGUUCUUGGUCACCUCCCUGACCAAGGCCCUUCUCCCCCGAUUGCUCAGUUUGGCCGGGCGGCCAGCUCUAGGAAGAGUCUUGGUGGUUCCAAACUUCUUCCAUUAAAGAAUGAUGGAGGCCACUGUGUUCUUGGGACCUUCAAUGCUGCAGAAUUAUUUUGUGUGUAGAUUGCUGAGGGGAAAAAAGUAUUUAAUCCAUUUUAGAAUAUGGCUGUAACGUAACAAAAUGUGGAGAAAGUCAAGGGGUCCGAAUACUUUCCGAAAGCACUGUACAUGCUCCAGAUCAUCAUGGCUUCUUGGUCCUCUUCUCAAGGCCACCACCCACCUGUCUCACUUCAAGACAGGAGUCCUGGGCCUUGUACCGCGUUGGACACCCAACUACAACCACAUCCUGUCCAAGAUCAUCCGCCUUCAACUUCACAGGUGAUUGAGCUGCAUUUUAUGCUGCUGUUUUCAUGCUUGUCAAAAAUAUUCUUUUGAUUAGUAAAUGCAAUAAAUGUCCUCAGUGUAUAUUGUAGCUUAGUUACAGAGAUACUGAAUGGGUGAUUUUUGUUGUAUUAUAUUAAAGAGAUCGGAAGUAUAUAAAAAAAAAAGUGGUGUAUUUUGUAAUGUAAAUUUUGUUUUAAUAGAUCAGAUUUGUGUCAAUGUCUUGUUAACCGUAGCCUCUCUGUUCGUCGGGAAACCCCCACCGCCCUAGAAGAGGACUAGUCCAUCCAAACCCUCUGGUCCAGAGUGCCUGGCUCCUCUGCUGGGUGACCCUCCCAGAGGGAGCUUGUUUUCCCCCCACAGACCCUCCCCAACCAGGGGUAGCCCCGCUGAACCCAUCCUCAGAUAGGCAGGGCUAG
This is a messenger RNA of Coregonus sp. 'balchen', 4352 nucleotides long. The record is from the annotation of a GenBank genome assembly. NCBI's taxonomy places the organism in Eukaryota, Metazoa, Chordata, Actinopteri, Salmoniformes, Salmonidae.